CAAUUAGUCCACUUUGCUUGGCUUAGGAUUUUUCUUGAGUCAUCUUAACAAAAAAAAAUGGCUUCGCUUUCUUUACUCAGCGGCGGUGGUGGUGCUGCUCUCCAGGCGCGUUGCGCAAGAAAUGCGCAUGUUAGCCCACGCAGGGCGCUUCCUAGCAAACCGUCGUUCUCACUAUCCGGCGCCUCUCGGAGGAAUCUGCUGUUUUCCCUGACGGCGGCGACGGUGGCGACAGGCUUGCAGCCUGCAUCAAUGGCGGAGGAUAUUCCGUUUUUCGGGAUCAGAAAGAAGCUGAAAAAGGCAGAAGAGGGAGCGGUGGAGAUCGUGAAAGAAGGCUUCGAGACGGCGGAGAAAGGCGUUGUUGCGGCGGAGAAAGGAUUAGAGGCGGCGGAGAGAGGAUUAGAGACGGCGGAAAAAGGAUUUAAUGCGGCGGAGAAAGAAGUCGUGACGGCGGUUAGUUACAACGGAGUAACACAGGCCGGAGCAGUCGUGGUGGCAGAGUUCGUCGGAGUUCUUGUCGGAACGUCCGUCGUCAACGGGAUUUUAGGACCCGAAAGUCAGAAACCGUAGGAUCUCCAAUUGUUUUAUGUGUAUCUAAAUUUUUGUGUUAAUUAAGCGUUAAACGUAUCAUAAACUAUACCCAGAUGAAAAAGAUCAGAAUUUUGUGGUUGAUUUCUGUUUUUAUUUGGAUUUUUGGAUUUUUAUUUUCGUUGGAAAUAACUAAAAAAUGUGUGGC
Eutrema salsugineum is the source of this 733-nucleotide messenger RNA. RefSeq lists its product as uncharacterized. The coding region runs from base 58 to 567 and encodes 169 amino acids. The record is from RefSeq and is a predicted model, not a curated record. The transcript has a single exon. Lineage: Eukaryota; Viridiplantae; Streptophyta; Magnoliopsida; Brassicales; Brassicaceae. Gene Ontology annotation, cellular component: chloroplast thylakoid.